ACUGUUAUUUUAACACUCUAAAAAGGUUAUUUGCAAAAAGAAAACUGAGAGACCACGCACAAGAAAACUGAGGCGUUGCUGUGACAACCAGAGCAACAAGCUUUGUUGACAUUAGCAACCAAAGCCUAGCGCUCGGACCUUCAUGCUAAGGUUAGCUGUUAUGUUAGCUAGCAAGGAGUUUACAACACGUCAAGGUAACUAAUAUAUGCGAUAUAACGUGGUUUAUUUUGUAUAAACAAUGGACUCAAAUUCGUUGUUCUAUUCUUUGGAACUGGUCGCCGGUAGCGGAAAUACUUUAAACGUUGAGCAAAGAACCGCUUUGCAGACUUCCCUGGUCAUCCUGAAGAAAAACUACAAGUUCCAUCGAAUCUUGUUUUGGGGCAAAAUAUUGGGAUUAAAGGAGGAUUACUUCAUCGCUCAGGGGAGAGGAGAAGAUGAGAUGAAGGAUAAAAAGACUCUUUAUAGCUUCAACUGCAUGGACUGGAUGUUGCUCGCCCCCGCCACAGACUCUGUGAUCGAGGAGGUGUCCAAAACUGCAAAGGGUCGCUUCGUAGGAGACCCCUCAUAUGUGUAUGAGCAUGUUGAGAUCCACAGGCCAGGAGGGAGGGAUGAUGCAAUACAGGAGGAGGUGGUGGUGACCAAAGUGAAUGAGGAGAGCAGGCUGGCGGUCACAGUUCACCGGAUCGAUGAGGAAGCGUCUGUGGUUCCGCGUGGCGCUUACCUCAAGAGUCCUCAUGGCCUCGUCCAGACCAACCGCAGCUUUGGUGGUCUUUCUCACUCAGAAGCUGGAAAGCUGGACAACUUUCUCCACUUCAGCAAAGCCAAGAAUCUGAAGAAGAAAUCCAUCCUGGAAAUGGGCGAUUUAAACCCAGCCAUCGACUUCCUGGAUGUACUGAGUGACGACAUUCCUAAAGGGUCGUGGAGUCUCCAGCUGGAAUGUGCCAGCAGAGUGCUGGUGCUGCGCAGCCUGCUGUGGCCCGGCCUGACCUUCUUCCAUCUGCCAACGACCCCGCAGCACGGACACAUCUAUAUCGGUGAUGGCAGGAAGAAUCUGGACCUUCCCUUCAUGCUAUAAAAAGAUCUUACACAUAUUUACAAAUUCUCCACUUCUGUCGUUCACAUUUCUCAAAUUGUAUUUUAAGUUAAUUAUUCCAGGACAUUUUGUUGCUUCUACCUUUAAACAAAUAAACUCAAGAAAGCCCAGUCAUGCAGUUUGUGUCUACAAGCGUUUGGUUCUGUUUAGUUGCUAGCUGUUUCUAUACAGUAAACACAGGUUGAGAGGCCGAGUAAUCACACACAUUUUAUUUGCACAUUUGAGUAUACACAGUGAGAAUACCACCUACUUUGAAGCUGUGACACUGACCCAGUUGUUGCUCACAUAAAGUUGUCAGAGAGUUCACUUCGAGGGCUUUUUAGAAAACCAGCAGAAACAGAAAAGAUGGUUCUGGGUGAGGCUGAGGACACUUCAUUAAAAGAGUGAUGCAGCUUAAUAAACAAAAAGGUAGAAUAAAUACAGAUGGAUGAAGCUUUUAGGCCUUAUUCCCAA
Molecule: messenger RNA, 1546 nt
Organism: Trematomus bernacchii (emerald rockcod)
Lineage: Eukaryota; Metazoa; Chordata; Actinopteri; Perciformes; Nototheniidae
Gene: rsph9
Product: radial spoke head component 9
Biological process (GO): axoneme assembly; cilium movement involved in cell motility; motile cilium assembly
Cellular component (GO): axoneme; radial spoke
Source: RefSeq, a predicted model, not a curated record